Messenger RNA from Spodoptera frugiperda (fall armyworm), 4840 nucleotides. RefSeq names its product F-box only protein 11 (gene FBXO11). Gene Ontology annotation, biological process: ubiquitin-dependent protein catabolic process; protein ubiquitination; regulation of apoptotic process. Lineage: Eukaryota; Metazoa; Arthropoda; Insecta; Lepidoptera; Noctuidae. The record is from RefSeq and is a predicted model, not a curated record. The coding region runs from base 307 to 3117 and encodes 936 amino acids. Gene Ontology annotation, molecular function: protein binding; zinc ion binding. The transcript has 14 exons.
UAAUCCGAAAUCCGCCAUAUUUUGCUGAGAGUCGCCCAUCGCUUGAGGGUAGUGUGGAUUUUCAUCAUAAUUUAUUCAGAUAAUAAUGAAUAUUAUCAGUUUAAUAUCAUAAUUUUAGUGUCAGUGAUUAGUGUCGUAUUAAUACAAUAAUAGAACUCUCGUCUAGCUAUAACUAAUGUGGUAUAAUCUCUGUUUCCCGUUUUGUCUGCCCAAUCUAAUCUAAACAGAAAAUGGCCGACGGUGUUGGUGCGGGUGUCUCCUUUGUUUAGGGCUGAAUUCUAGUGAAAAUAAGUGUUAAAAGAAAUAAUGCCUAGUGCCUCGUUUUCCUCCUCGCGUUCUUACGUACGUAGAUCGCGGAGAAAAGGCGGACAUCGGAUACCCCUACCUUCUAGGACACAAUCGAGUGAGCCAUGUGAAUCAGUCCCUUGCCCCAACAACGUGACGGGCAGCGCGAUGGCGGCGACGGCGGCAUGCGCGGGUGCGAGCGGCAGCGGAGGCGGUGGCGCCCCGCCCGUGCCCGCGGCCGCUGCAGCCAGCACCCCGGGCCACCACAGUCCUUACGACCUGCGCCGCAAGUCGCCGCCAGCCUACCACGAGCCCGGACCCUCGGGCACUUGCUCUCUACCCGCUAGGAAGAGGCCGAGAACAUCUCUAUCUCAAGGAGUGGAUGUGUGCAAUGUAUCACAGUACUUGCAGUAUGAAUUGCCAGAUGAAGUGUUGCUGUGCAUUCUCUCACACCUCACAGAGCGGGACCUCUGUCGCGUCGCUCAAGUCUGCAAGCGAUUCAACACGAUCGCCAAUGACACUGAACUAUGGAAAAGUUUAUACCAGUCAGUGUUUGAAUACGACAUGCCGCUCAUGCACCCCGCACCGUGCCAGUUUGAGUUCGUAGCGCCCGACGAGUGCGAUGCGGACAACCCUUGGAAGGAAAGCUUUAGGCAGCUCUAUUACGGCAUUCACGUGCGACCCAACUACCGCCCCAAGAAAGACUCUCGUAUUAAGCACUUUAACACAAUCAGGGCCGGGCUGGAGUAUGUGGAAGAGCGUAGCGGGGGCUCCAGCGCCAGCUCCAGCAGCGCGGGCAGCGCGGCCGGCAGCGUGUGCAGCAGUAGCAGCGCCGUCUGCGUCUGCGGCACCGCGCCCGCCGCGCCCUGCGCCUGCCGCCGCCCCACGCCGCCGCACGCGCCCGCACUGCUCUUUGUACACGCAGGCCUCUACCAGGAGGAAUGUCUGGCCAUUGAUACAGAUGUGCAGCUCAUAGGUUGUGCCCCAGGCAAUGUAGCAGAAUCUGUGGUGUUGGAGCGCGAGGCGGAGUCCACGCUGACGUUUGCGGAAGGCGCGAACCGUGCGUACGCCGGUCACAUGACGCUGAAGUUCUCCCCCGACGCAACCAGUACCAUGCAACACCACAAGCACUACUGUCUGGAAGUGUCCGACAACUGCUCCCCCACUGUCGACCAUUGCAUCAUUAGGAGUGCUAGUGUUGUUGGAGCUGCUGUUUGCGUGAGCGGCGCGGGCGCGAACCCUGUCAUCAAACACUGUGACAUUAGCGACUGUGAAAAUGUUGGCCUAUAUGUCACCGACUAUGCGCAGGGAGCAUAUCAAGACAACGAGAUCUCACGGAACGCGCUCGCUGGUAUAUGGGUUAAGAACUUUGCCAACCCAAUCAUGCGCCGCAACCACAUACACCAUGGCAGGGAUGUCGGAAUAUUUACGUUUGAAAAUGGCUUGGGUUAUUUUGAAGCUAAUGAUAUCCACAACAAUAGAAUUGCUGGUUUUGAAGUAAAGGCCGGCGCCAACCCCACCGUAGUCCACUGUGAGAUUCACCAUGGACAGACUGGCGGCAUAUACGUACACGAGUCCGGUUUGGGCCAGUUUAUAGAUAACAAAAUACAUUCUAACAAUUUUGCUGGAGUGUGGAUCACGUCAAACAGUAACCCUACAAUCAGGCGCAAUGAGAUAUACAAUGGACAUCAAGGCGGAGUUUACAUAUUCGGGGAAGGCCGUGGACUAAUCGAGCACAAUAAUAUUUACGGAAAUGCUUUAGCUGGUAUACAGAUACGUACAAACAGUGAUCCCAUAGUCAGGCACAAUAAGAUCCACCACGGACAACAUGGUGGCAUCUACGUACAUGAAAAGGGUCAGGGGCUUAUAGAGGAGAAUGAAGUGUACGCCAACACACUCGCCGGCGUCUGGAUCACGACGGGAUCUACCCCCGUGCUGCGGCGCAACCGUAUACAUUCGGGGAAACAGGUCGGAGUAUACUUCUACGACAAUGGCCACGGUAAACUAGAAGACAACGAUAUUUUCAACCACCUGUACUCAGGCGUCCAGAUACGGACCGGCAGUAACCCGGUGAUCCGGGGCAACAAGAUAUGGGGUGGCCAGAACGGCGGAGUUCUCGUCUACAAUGGAGGCCUAGGGCUCCUAGAACAAAACGAGAUCUUCGAUAACGCUAUGGCCGGAGUAUGGAUAAAGACUGACUCCAACCCUACGCUCAAAAGAAAUAAGAUAUUCGAUGGGCGAGAUGGGGGAAUUUGUAUUUUUAAUGGGGGAAAGGGUGUUCUCGAAGAGAACGAUAUAUUUCGUAACGCACAGGCGGGCGUACUGAUCUCGACACAAAGUCACCCGGUGCUGCGACGUAACCGCAUCUUUGAUGGGCUGGCGGCCGGCGUCGAAAUUACAAACAACGCCACCGCCACACUGGAACAUAAUCAAAUUUUUAAUAACCGUUUCGGAGGUCUAUGUCUCGCAUCGGGAGUGUCGCCAUUAGUGCGGGGUAACAAAAUAUUCAGCAACCAAGACGCAGUGGAGAAAGCCGUGGGCGGUGGACAGUGCCUGUACAAAAUCUCAUCUUAUACUUCCUUUCCGAUGCACGAUUUCUAUAGGUGCCAGACCUGCAACACGACAGACCGUAACGCAAUCUGCGUCAACUGCAUCAAAACGUGCCAUUCCGGACACGACGUAGAAUUUAUUCGCCAUGACAGAUUCUUCUGCGACUGCGGCGCGGGGACGCUGUCGAACCAGUGCCAGUUGCAGGGCGAGCCGACCCAGGACACGGACACGCUGUACGACUCGGCGGCGCCGAUGGAGUCCCACACGUUGAUGGUGAACUAGCGGCCGCGCCCCGCUGCGCCUCGCCCGCCAUACCGCCCACCGCGCACAGCCUCGCGUCGGAUAUCAGUAUUCGUCGGAAACCUAAUUCUUUUUAUUUAUUUUUAGGCGUUAUUCGCCGCCAAUUUUAAUGUAGUCGUUCGUCUCCGCGAGUCGCGACUCGCCCUCUUCUAGUUCAAUUAUUUUUAUUAUCUAAAACUUGAUAUGAGUAUUGUAUAUCCUCGUUAGGGAGCCGCCGCCUGUGCGCUCCCGUACACGUGUAUCCGGCUGAUAAAUGUAUUUUCAUCUUUGUACUUUAUAGUUGACGAAAGUAAUCAUAUUUCGGACAUAACGCUAUCUGUAUAUGUAGGGAGUUUUUUUAAUCAUCGGUACUUAAUAAUUAUUGUAUUUUGUCGAGUAGUAUCAUGCAUUCCCAAAUUGUAAUCGUAAACCAUAAUAACGAGAGAUCACAUUGAUAUUUAGAAUAAUGUUAUUCGUUUUAUAAGAUGUACUGGUAGUAGCUUAUAUAUUAUAGUAUCUACUAGUUUCAUAAUCAUGGGGAAGUAAAUUAGGUUUUGUUUCUUCGAAAAAAAAUCUGUAAUGUUUAGUUAUGUAAUAAUGUCGAUCCAGCGACUGAGUCAGUCAGGACAACUUUGUAAUAUAUGAAUCCAUCUAAUUUUAACCUUUUGACUAUACAAUUUCAUUUUUUUGGGGCAUUUAUUCCUUAGCUCUCCUGACAAUAAAGUUAAUUGGUCAGAUGUUUUAGUUAAUAAAGAUACUUGUACUUGAGUUUAGUUGGUGUAGUGGCGUGGGAGGCCGCCGUCGCCGCCGCACGUGGACGCAUGGCGCGGCGCAUUUAUUAAUCUCUCGUUUAGGAGUCUGCCUCGCCUAACUAUUUUGGCGCUCCUAAUGCGCUUUGUAAAUAUUUAUGUCACACAAUAAUCGAAAAAUGUAGUAAUUAAUGUAUUUGUAUCAUUAUAUUUUUAUUAUUGAUCACAACAUGUAUGUUUAAUUAUGGAAUUACGUACGUUAUGCUCAGACGGAAGGCCGGGGUCGCACGUACGCGGCCCGGCCUCGCUUUAUGUAAAGAGCACUUUGCCUGUGAGCCAGUAGAUAGUCCGGAGAUAUCAUUAGCCGCCUACGCGGCCCAUUAGUGUAUAUUAAGAUGCAAAUUAAGAACGAAUGUGCGUAUUUAAUUGGAAAAGAUCUUAGGUACAAUUGAUAUUUUAUUAUAUUGUUAAUUUAAAUUUGGUAUUGAUAUCGAUCGAGAAGCAAUGUUAGGAACUGGGAAGAGCCGUGCGUGAGCGGCCAGAGUGCUGAUAGUGAUAAGUUUAGCCCAUAAGCUAUAUGAACCUAAAUUACUCAGUAAUCACUAUUGCAAGUUUCGAAUUGUUAAAUCGUCUCUCCAUAGCACGGUAUGUUCUGAAUCUGCUUUUUUAUAAUCCUCAAAUCUGUGAUCAUCGCUAAAUGUGUAAGUGAAAUAUUUUAGUUGAAAUCCCCCACAUACAGUAUGGUUGACAUAAUUUUACUAUUAUUUCAAUGAAUUCAAAAUUGUAUAUUCAGUUAUUAUUGUGAAAUAAUACGGGAAAUUUAUUGUGGCGCCGAUGCUUUAUAUAUUUGAAAAUGGAAAUUGUUAUUUAUUAAAUUGUCAGUAAGUUUUUAAUUUAUUAAACUGAAAUCUGGAUAUUUUGUUUAUACACAAAAAUACCACUGUAAAAUCCGUGAUAUACAUCAUAUAAUAUUAUAA